Didymodactylos carnosus is the source of this 297-nucleotide messenger RNA. The record is from the annotation of a GenBank genome assembly. NCBI's taxonomy places the organism in Eukaryota, Metazoa, Rotifera, Eurotatoria, Philodinida, Philodinidae.
AUGUCACAAACAAAAUUGGUCGUAAAACAACGUGAAAUAUGGAAAUCAAAAUUUGACUUCUUUAUCUCUACCAUUGGAUUUAGUAUCGGUCUUGGAAACGUGUGGCGCUUUCCAUACUUAUGUUUUAAGAAUGGCGGUGGAGCAUUUUUAAUUCCAUAUUUCAUCAGUGCAUUGAUAUGUGGAGUCCCCCUAUUUUUUCUCGAAGCUUCACUUGGUCAAUGGAUGUCAGAAGGUGGAAUUGGAUGUUGGAAUAUUGUACCGUUAUUUCGAGGUUUGUUAGAAGAAUGGUUAAAAUAA